AUGCCUAUGCAGCUGUUUUUCUCCCCUGACCUGCGUUUUUCCCUUUCAGAUGCUGGCAACAUUCAGCAGUCAGAGGAUGAGCUGUUGAAGUACUUGGGAGUGGUGAUAUAUGAAGCCCUGGACUGGGGAAUUGACAGUCAAAUGGAGCGAGAACUGAGUGAUCCUUUGGAGAAACUGCUGUGCCUCAUGUUGAAACUGGAUGACAAGGCAACAAAACCACCAGUCACCCUGCAGAGGGUUAUCAAGGCCUGUGAGGAGCACUUGUCCAGGCCUUCUGAGGCUACCAGCCAUUAUGAAAUGACCUGUAGGAGUCUGUUUACUGAAUAUAUUGAACUUCAGAAGCUUGUGACCGUCAUCCAGGCCUCCAAAGAGAGACUGAGAAAAGUGGAUGUGGAAGAUUGGCUGGAAAAUCCCAUUCAAAAGAAGAAAACCCAUGGUGCAUCUCUGUGGCAUGAUGUCAUCUGUGAGCUGCAGACUGGUGUGAGGCUGCGCAAGGCCACUGAGCGAUCACAGCACUGUAUGUCUCCAAAAGAACGUGUUUGCUCUCCCUAUGAGCUGCUUUUGGAUGACAUUCAGCACAAGAGGUACGCCCUGCGGAAGGUGACCAUCAAGCAAAAGCACAGGGCCCUCAAAGUUGAUGUAGCUGCUCUCAAGCCUCAUCUAAGGCCGAUGUUGAAGGUGAAGCCGAAACAGUGUGUGCCACAAGAGCCCAGCUGGCAUGAACAACUCAUGGCAGAAGUAAAGCAACCACCAAAGCUUUGGACAGUAGUACAGGAAAAGAGGAGCAGGCCCAGAGAAAUUCUUGUAGCAUCAAAUGCUGCCUUCAACUCUCCAAGCAACAAUUUCUUAUGUCUCCAAGGUGCCAGUACUGAGUUUAAAAUUGCCAACACUGGAACACAGCAUCUGGGAGCUCAGGCAACCACUCCCAAGCUGCCUGCUAGCACCUGCCUUCCCUCCACCAGGCUGUCAGGAGUAUCCUGCAUCAGCACAGAUCUCACUGCAGAUUGCAUGUCUCCUCCCAUGAGUGCACCCACACCAGCAGAUGUUAUGCCUAAGCAUUUCCUGAGCACUGGCAAACAGCGGCUGCCUCCUUAUAGAGGAAGGUCCAAAUCUUUAGAGAGAGGCCUUCAAAGCAAGGAGCUUGACUGUUGCUUUCCUACCAAGUGGCCAUCACCAACCCUUGCUGAGCUCAUUGGAACCAGAUAUGCAAUGAUGCUGCUGGAAGGGCAAGGCCUCUUCCAAGGAGGCAGUGAUGGUGUCUUUCCAAGAGCAAAGAUCUGUUUCAGCUGCCAUAAGCAGAUGUUUCUUAAGUGGCCUUACAACUGUUACCUCUGCAGCAGGGUUGUCUGCUGUGACUGCUGUGUUAAGAUGUCCAUGCCCUUCCGAACAUGUGUACAUCUCCCACUUCAAUUCCUAAAAUUUUUGAGACUCUCCAGAGAGGAUGAUCCAGCUACUCAAGAGCAGAAGAGCUCUGAGUUGCUACAUGAAAUAAAGCACCAGCAGUAUUUUGGUGUACCUGUUGUUUUGGAGCCCUGUGGUCUAGCACAGCCCCUGUGCUGUUACACAGGGACCAUGGCAGACUGGCUGACUGCAGACAUCUGUACAUGGUGUGAGCAAUACCUGUUGAGUGUGACUUCCAGUCAACAGCACAGCAUCCCUCUCAGGAGAAUUUCCUGGGCUUAAACCAAACUGGAGUGAUUCUACCAUACAUUUCCACUUGUUAUGUACCUUAUGCACGUACUGACAUAAAGGCCUGAAUGAAAGAGCUCCCUGCUGGUUAGUCUAAGCAGGAAGCACAGUUAAUACUUCUGUAUUGUGAAAUAUUCUAAAGCUUUGUGGGUUUUAGGUUUUAAUUCUUUUUAUGUGUCCUGGGGAAAAUAAAUGUUCAAGCACUAUCAUGCCUCUAGAAUUUCUUUCUUUGCACCUGCAACUGUCAUUGUUUCAUGGCACAUUUUGCCUUCAUUGCUGAGCAGACUUCUUCCAAUGUACUGAGCACAGGGAAACUUUUAACCAAAAACCCCCCAUUUAUGAGAGGCUGUGAAAGUGGAGCUCUCAGUUAUGUGAUCACAUCACUCUGCAUUUUGCAAA
This is a messenger RNA of Cinclus cinclus, 2088 nucleotides long. RefSeq names its product protein spire homolog 1-like. The coding region runs from base 1 to 1683 and encodes 560 amino acids. Gene Ontology annotation, molecular function: actin binding. The record is from RefSeq and is a predicted model, not a curated record. Lineage: Eukaryota; Metazoa; Chordata; Aves; Passeriformes; Cinclidae. The transcript is spliced from 15 exons. Gene Ontology annotation, biological process: establishment of meiotic spindle localization; Golgi vesicle transport; intracellular transport. Gene Ontology annotation, cellular component: cytoplasmic vesicle membrane; cell cortex.